UGCCUGCGAAACUCAGACGUUUAGUUCGCCGAAGGCUACCAGCUUAGCAAUAAGUUCUUGUGGAGAAAUUGCAAAUUUAAAAAAUUUAGCGAAUUUCGCAGCGUUUUGUUCAGUCGUGGUCAGUUUUAAACUUUUUCUUGUAAACGGAAAUGUAAGGAAAUGGAUAUAACCAUCUUCGCGUGGAUUUUCGUCAUAAUUUUCUUCCUCAUCUAUACCGCGGUGCAAGCCACACGCUGCUGCAAAGCCAUUCACCAUCAUCUGGCAUCUAAAAGAGCUGGGAAUUCAAAUACAGAUAACGAAGUUCAGAUUUCUACCGUGGAAAAUGAAAGCAGACAACUAGGCUCAACACAGAGUUCGAGGAUCAGUUCACCACUACGAAGUAUGGGUGGAGGUGAUCCAAACGACCAUUCGGACAGGCGAUUCUACUUCAGUCGAACUCACAUUCUACCUUAUAAUUUCGAUGAGCUAAAGAAAGAUGAUGGACUUCCUACGUACGAAGAAGCAACUGCAACUGACCGGAGUAAUACCAGUGGCACAGCGAAUAGUAGUCUACCGCCCACCCCACCGCCCGGCCAAGCACCACCUGCAGCAGCACCGUCGUCAGUUGCAAUUAAUGUAGAGGAUCAUAUCGCGGGCACUUCUAUUUGAAGAUUCCGAUAAUAUACGUUAAUUGUACUUCAAUAUUAAGAUAGUCCUUAAAAAAUGCUGGUAAUUUAUUGUCGUAUCUACCUUUAAGAUAUUAUCUGAAAAUAUAAAAUACCAACCCAUAUUGGGCUCAAAAUA
Messenger RNA from Hermetia illucens (black soldier fly), 783 nucleotides. RefSeq lists its product as uncharacterized. The record is from RefSeq and is a predicted model, not a curated record. Bases 160 to 648 code for a protein of 162 amino acids. The transcript is spliced from 3 exons. Lineage: Eukaryota; Metazoa; Arthropoda; Insecta; Diptera; Stratiomyidae.